AUGUUGCCAAUUGAAGAAAAGUAUGAUUUGGAUUUUGAUUUUGAAAAAGGAAGAUUGAUUCUUGCACAAGGUGCUGAGUUAUACGUGGAAUCACCAGAAGGGAAGUACAUGCCAAGAUCAGUGUCUAUAAUCCUCAACAGCGAAGCCAAGGUUAUAAUUACCAAAUAUUUUUCAAUUUAUAGGCAACGCUUUUUAAGGGUUGCUUAUUAA
Molecule: messenger RNA, 210 nt
Organism: Lathyrus sativus (Indian pea)
Lineage: Eukaryota; Viridiplantae; Streptophyta; Magnoliopsida; Fabales; Fabaceae
Source: the annotation of a GenBank genome assembly